GAAUUACUUCACCAUCGUCGUCGUUUAGAAGAAAAGGCCCGAAAAUAUCAUCAAUGAUGAAAUUGUAUUCAACAAAAAGACGAGCAUUAUCUAAACUUAAACGUGCAAUGAAAAAAGGUAGAACAGCAUCAACAAUGGGAAGAAAAAUUGGCGGAAGACGACGUACCAAAUCAACGGCUAAAAUUCGAACCAGAAGUCCAAAAAAACGAACAAUAUCAUCAUUAGGUGGUAAAUAUGGUGAUUAUUCAAGUCGAAAACCAAGCAGUGUAAAUCGGGCAAAAAGUAGAAGAUUAACUAAACGAAAAGUUCGAAGAAUGGAUGGUGGUGGUGGUGGUGGUGGACCAAAAAUGCAACGAUCAUCUUUUAUUAAUCGUCGUCAACAAAGUUUUUCACAAAGUUCAUUCGAACAACAACAACCAAGCCAUUUUGGAAGAAGUCCAAGCAAACGAAUACCAAAACCAAAAAAAUAUCGACAAAAAUUUUCCGAUAGAAAACAAUCAUUAAGUCAAUUAUCACAAAGUAUUUUUACAUUAGGUAGAAAUUAUCGUCAACGAUUAGAUGAAAUAGCUAAAUCAUUAAUGCCAAAAUUAUUUCCAAAUCUGGCUGUUGAUACGGAAAAAUCUCAAGAAUCAUUAUCAUCAUCAUCAUCGAAUAUAUCACAAAAAUCUGAUAUUCGACAACAAAAAAGUUCAUCAACACGAUCAACACCAAAAAGUAAUUCUAGUUUGAAUGAAUUAAGAAAAUCAUCAAUACAACAGCCACAACCAAAAACAGUGAUUACAAUGAAAAAAAAUCGUCGUAAAAAACCAUAUUCAAAAUCAAAAUCAACGAAAACGAAGAAAAAAAUGCUAACGGAUAAUGAUAAUAAUUGUUUAUCAAAAUCAUCGAUAACAACAAUCGAUAGUCGUGGUUCAUCUUUGACAAGUAUGAAAUCAUCAACUAAAAGCAAAUCAAUAACAGCAUAAGUAAAUUGAAUUUUA
Molecule: messenger RNA, 980 nt
Organism: Dermatophagoides pteronyssinus (European house dust mite)
Lineage: Eukaryota; Metazoa; Arthropoda; Arachnida; Sarcoptiformes; Pyroglyphidae
Source: RefSeq, a predicted model, not a curated record